Molecule: messenger RNA, 1026 nt
Organism: Lasiosphaeria miniovina
Lineage: Eukaryota; Fungi; Ascomycota; Sordariomycetes; Sordariales; Lasiosphaeriaceae
Exons: 3
Biological process (GO): proteolysis
Molecular function (GO): serine-type endopeptidase activity
Source: RefSeq, a predicted model, not a curated record
GAGAUUGUGACUCCCGGCACCAAUCUCGUCAUCCGCAUCGCGCGGCCGUUCCACAAAAAUGCGGCACAAGCGGCCAUUACCCUUCAGAGGGGAGGUACCACUCUCCCCAGUUCUUUGAGCGUCAGCGAGGAUGAUGGCACCGUGACGCUGUCCACCGAGGGCCUCUCGACCGGACGAUACUAUUUGGCCAAGGACACGACCGUUGGCAAGAUUUUCCUCGACGACUCCUCCAGUGUCCCGGACCUCGCCAACUCGGAGGCCAUCGCCUAUGCCCCCGGUGCACAGGCAUUGGGAUUCACGGGACGGGGUGUCCACGUGGCCGUGUUCGAGGCGGGACCGGCAGACCUGGCCAACCUAUCGUUUGCCGGACGGUACCAGCCCAACCCCGUGGUAGGCGACCAGCACUCCCGCUUGACCAGCGCCAUCAUCAAGAACGCGGAGCCUAACAAGCCGCACGGCUACGCCCCCGACUGCGACCUCUACUCGGCCAACACAUUCGGCAACGAUGCGCUGCUCUGGGCGGUCGCCAGCCCGCACCACGGCGACCGCGAGCUCCCCGAGCUAGCCGCCAACGGCACCACCGUAACGGCAGUGGGUGUGAUGGGCUCGGGAACCAGCUUCGCGGCGCCGGCCGUGGCGGGCACGGCGGCGCUGAUCCAGUCGGUGAACGCCACCCUCAAGUCGUGGCCCGAGGGAUGCCGGGCCAUCCUGCUUGCCAGCGCCGACCGCAACGUCUCGGGCGGCACCUGGGGCCAGGACCUUGUCGUCAGAAAGGACGCGUCCGACGGCGCUGGCGCCCUCAACGCCCAGAACGCCGUCCUAAUCGCCCAGUCGAAGAGCGCCAGGAACAACUCCCCAGCCCUAGUCCGCGGGUGGGACGUCGGCUCGCUGGUCCCGGCCGACUUUAAUGCCACCACAAGGCUGUCCACCUUCCGCUACAAGGUCCAAGUGCCGUCGAGCCCGGUCGUCCUGCUCCGCUACACGGUCAAGGUGGCCCUGGCGUGGGACAGCAAGGUGACCCUGAAU